Messenger RNA from Astyanax mexicanus (Mexican tetra), 5387 nucleotides. It is a transcript of the gene lingo1a, whose product is annotated as leucine rich repeat and Ig domain containing 1a. Gene Ontology annotation, molecular function: protein binding. Gene Ontology annotation, cellular component: plasma membrane. Bases 602 to 2452 code for a protein of 616 amino acids. NCBI's taxonomy places the organism in Eukaryota, Metazoa, Chordata, Actinopteri, Characiformes, Acestrorhamphidae. The record is from RefSeq and is a predicted model, not a curated record. The transcript has 4 exons.
UCUCUCUCUCUCUCUCUGUGCACUGCCUGUGCUAUCUGUGUGUGAGUGUGUGUGUGUGUCUUUCUGAGCCGAGCCUGAGCCUGUCUGUAUGGUCCAUGCUCCUCGCUCAGCCUAAAUGGUCGAUUUCUGAAGUGUGUGGACACGGAUAACGGGCACAUCACUUGACUCUCUCCUUGAUCUCUUUAUCAACGUUUUUGGCAGCUUUUAUCGUCUCCUGUGAGGGCUCUCAGUGAUGUCCUGCUGGCACUUUCUCUCUGAUGGCAUCUCUCCCUGUCUUAUCACUGCGUGCUGGAUUUAAUAACUAGCCCUUCUGGAUACACCGCCACAUUAAUGCAGACAACUCUGCAUUAUACUUACUGAUCCGUCUAAUCCUUGCUUGGGUCUUAACAGAAUUGGGGGCUCAUCCGUGAUAUAAACCCUGGACCUCUCACACCACAAGUGCAAUUGUUGGACUGCAGUAGCUGCUGGUGGUAUUGAGGACGUGGGAAGGAGAGGGCAUGUGGACUCGGGAGCUAAAGAUCCUCUCUCACCUGGCCUGCACUGAGUAAACCUCACUCUAACCUCUACUGCAGACCAGCACACCCUGUCUGUAACCGGUAGAAUGGUGGCUGGGGAAGCGAGCGGGCACAGCUACCUGGUGGCGUGCUGGCAGCCCAUCCUAAUUUUGAUGCUGGGCACUGUGCUGUCCGGCUCUACCACUGGCUGCCCGUCCCGCUGCGAGUGCAAUGCCCAGGAGCGCUCUGUCGUGUGCCACCGCAAAAAGCUGCUGUCAGUUCCUGAGGGUAUCCCGUCUGAGACACGAAUGCUGGACCUCGGCAAGAACCGCAUCAAAACCAUCAACCCCGAGGAGUUCUCCGGCUUUCCCAACCUGGAAGAGCUGGAGCUGAAUGAGAACACCAUCUCCACCAUUGAGCCUGGAGCAUUUAACAACCUGUACGGCCUGCGGACUCUUGGGCUGCGCAGCAACAAGCUGAAGCUCAUCCAGCUGGGUGUAUUCACAGGCCUUAGUAACCUCACCCGGCUGGACAUCAGCGAGAAUAAGAUAGUCAUCCUGCUGGACUACAUGUUUCAGGAUCUGUACAACCUGCGCUCUUUAGAAGUGGGCGAUAACGACCUGGUGUUUAUAUCGCACCGGGCGUUCCACGGCCUCAGCAGCCUGGAACACCUGACGCUGGAAAAGUGCAACCUGACCUCUGUACCCACGGAGGCCUUUACUCACCUGCACAGCCUCAACACUCUGCGUCUGCGUAACCUGAACAUCAACAGCAUCAGAGACUACUCCUUCAAACGUCUCAACCGACUCAAAGUCCUGGAGAUCGCCAACUGGCCCUACCUGGAUACUAUGACCACCAACUGCCUGCACGGGUUGAAUCUUACAUCCCUAACGAUCACCAGCGCCAAUCUGACUUCGAUUCCUUAUGUGGCCCUUCGACAUCUGGUUUACCUGCGCUUUCUGAACAUGUCCUACAACCCCAUUAUGAUCAUUGAGGGGAACAAGCUGCACGACUUGCUCAGACUGCAGGAGUUCCACCUGGUGGGAGGCAGGCUGGCGAUGAUUGAGCCGUACUCUUUCAGAGGACUCAAUUACCUAAAGAUUCUGAACGUGUCUGGGAAUUCUCUAACCACUCUGGAGGAAUCAGUCUUCCACUCGGUGGGGAACCUGGAGACACUGGUGCUGUACGAUAACCCUCUGGCGUGCGACUGUAGGCUUCUGUGGAUCUUCCGCCGCCGCUGGAGGCUCAACUUUAACCGGCAGCAGCCCACGUGCUCCUCCCCCGAGUUCGUCCAGGGCAAAGAGUUCAAAGAUUUCCCGGACAUCUUACAGCCAAACUAUUUCACGUGUCGCAAGUCCAGGAUCCGGGAUCGCAAGCCGCAGCAGAAGUUUGUGGACGAGGGAACUACGGUGCACUUUGCGUGCCAGGCAGAUGGAGAUCCGGCACCGGUCAUCAUGUGGCUCUCUCCACAGAAGCAGUACAUCACUACGAAAACGAUAGGAAGGCUUACGGUCUUUCCCGACGGCACCCUAGAGGUGCGCUACGCUCAGAUCCAGGACAAUGGAACUUACAUGUGUAUUGCAAGUAACGCCGGUGGAAAUGAUACAGCUCUUGCUCAUCUCCACGUCCACAGCUACUCCCCUGACUGGCCCAACCAGCCCAACAAAACCUUCGCCGAUAUGUUAAACCAGCCCAGCGACAACGGAGGUGCCAAUGGGACGAAAGCAACAGUCCCGUUCCCCUUUGACAUCAAAACCCUCAUCAUCGCCACCACCAUGGGCUUCAUUUCCUUCCUUGGUGUGGUAUUAUUCUGCCUGGUGCUGCUGUUCCUGUGGAGCAGGGGUAAAGGGAACACCAAACACAACAUCGAGAUAGAGUACGUACCACGUAAGUCAGACGCAGGGAUAAGCAGCAGUACUGCUGACGCUCCUCGCAAGUUUAACAUGAAAAUGAUUUAAUCCGACCAGGGAGUUGGGAGAAAAAAGACAACUAUAAAAGAGAACAAUAGUCAAAAGAGAUCCCCUUCCUAAACUAGCCUCUGGAUAUUGGGACUUUCUCGCAGAGGAAGUGUGUGUGUUUCAUUCCUCUCUGUUCUAAAGAUGGAUAUGUGGCACCUGAGUUCUUUGUUUUUUCGUUUUAAUGUUGAAAAUGAGAGGGGAGAAGAGAUCCUGCGCUCUUCUGCGAUGAUGGCGUUUUGCGCUUGGCCUUCAGGGACCAUUUCUUUGAAAGAGAAUUUUCUUGUAAGACCUUCGAGUUCCAGUGAAUUUUUAUGGACACAAGGAUAUAUACGAAACGACUAAAACCGAACCCUUCUCAAUGUUUGUGUCAAACCUUCGAAAUACAAAAGACAUACGGACCAUCAUCCCUCCCCUUUGCUGUCCUUUUGCCUGCAUUAUCUGUUUUUGUAUGAUUUCUUUUUAAUAUCCAAACUGAAAUAGUUUUAUUAAACAGCAAAAUAAUAACAAAAAAAAUAAAACAUUUCUGGGUUGAUAAGCACAUUAACCGAUUGCAGUGCUGUAUGAAAAAUACCAUGUGUUGCAGACCAUUACUGCCAUGUCGUUGACCUGUUUGUGGCCACACAGUCUUUUUGAAUAUUGUUGCUAACUUGGUGAAACACUGGAUUAACAAACUGGAUACUAUGAGAAUGGAAUACAGUAAAUGGUGUAUUCAGCAUUUGUCACAACUGGAACUCUUCUUCUUGUAUCAUUCUCUAUUUUAUAUAUAUAUAUAUAUAUAUAUAUAUAUAUAUAUAUAUAUAUAUAUAUAUAAUAUUUUAGCCUCUGACUAAACAACAUUUUACGGCAAUUAUAUCUUAAUCCCUGUUGAUAUUAAUAGCCUUCAACACUAGGAGGGUAAAGACUAGCCUGUGCCACCUUGUCUUCAUGGUCAGAGGAAAGUGCAGCGCCCCAGCUCCGAUACAUCAGUGUAGAAUAGUAGAAGCCUGUUCUUACCAAAGUCACACUAGGAAUGAUGUGGGGAGAGAUUGUCAUCUAUUCAUUUACUCACCUCAGAGACAGCAAGGCCAGUUGUGUUCUUGUGUCUGUAGCUCUCUCUCUCUCAGACUCCGGCUGCUGAUGACCUUUUUUUUGUUUGUUUGUUUUUUUUGUUAUUUAAUUUACAUUCUAGCUGAAUUGGGAAAUAUAAUAACAGCCGACACAAAACAAAACUUUUUAACCUUAGUCUUAAAUCCUUAUUUUUGUUGCCAAAUAAUUUCCAGAAUUCCAGAAAAAUCACCCCUACUGUCUGACUGUCUGACAAACAUUUGGCUGUGCAAUACUCAUUCACUCACUCAUUCAUGUGGUUUUAUAUUGGUGUCAAGAAAUUCAGCAUUUUAAAAACGUACAGAUCCUGUUAGAAGUUGCUACACAUUAAGAUCUACUGAAGAGCGAUUCCACAGAGAGCCUCGUUGUUGUUAUUGACUUUCAAUAACUAUUCUUGCUGUUGUUUCAUUUCCUUCCUGCGCUUUAGGCUUUUGGCACAUUAGCCAGAGAGAUGUAGAUUAUGAGAAUUCCUUCAUAAGGGCAAAGAGUGUGUCCGUGCUAUGUUAUCCCGGUGUGAUGAGAAUAGCAUUAAGGAAUGUGGUUGUCGCAGCUGUAUCGUAGGGUUUGCUAAUUUGCUAAUUGCUAAUGCUAUUCCAUGCUAUGUUUAUGUAACACAUCAACCCCAUGUUUGGUAUCUAUGGAUUAAAAAGCUAAUAGUUUUAUAUUAAUAUUCCAUUGUACAUCACUGACUUGUCCAUGUCGUUGCAGAUGUGUAAGUAUGUAUGAGUGUGUGUGUGUGUGUGACUGAUUAAAAAAGAAAAAGAAGGAAUAUGUUAAUGUGCUUGACAACCCUGACAUGUUUCAAUGCUGCCUCUCUACCAGUUUAUUGGUCCAAAAAAAAAAAGUUUUUUUUUUUUUUUUAUUAUUUGAAUUAUUUGAAACAUCUCCUUCUAGUACUCUCCAAAUAAACAUUCCUAAACCAGUCUCUCUCAAACAAUGUCAUUCAGUCUGACUCACAGCGUAAUAAUACUAAAAAAAUAUUAAAAAGCCUAACCCUAACCCUAUUAACAUUCGUAGCAUCCCUGAUUAAAGAUAAUGCUUCGUUGCUGGUUUUCCAGGAAGGUAUACUGCACGUGUGCGGUACGCCCUUAUUACCUUAGUGCAGGCCGCUGUGUGUGUGUGUGUGUGUAGGUCUAGGAGCUGUGUGGAUGUGAGGGGGAUAAAGGCAGGCUCUUUAUAAAGAUUGACUGCGAGCUGGGUGUUGGUUUAUGGGCUAAGUGGGUUAUGCUGGAGUAAUUGUUUUGUAGUGCUGAUGGGUUCUACAGAUGGUGGAGGAGGACAGAUGGUUUCAGCCAUAGUGAUCUGCUUUAGAGUAAAUCCCCCUCACGCACAGGAACGAGACGCUCACGCUCUCCUCCCAGCGCUCAUUGCCGAUGUUCUUUCUGUUCUAAACCCACAAACCUGCUACCACGCUCGUCCAGAUCCGAGAAGAUCGAGGAAAACAACAACAAAAAAAAUAAAUAAAGCAUCUUCUCCUUCUCUCACUUCUCAUUCCCGAGACUAUGUCAAAUAAUGUGGUCCAUGACAUUCUAUUUUAUUGGGGGAAAAAAAAAAGAUCUAAAAUAAUGGAAAAAAAAAUGUUCAAAUUGUUCUGUGCAAUAAAGGUAUUAUGCAGAUUUUCUUUUUUUUUCUUUUUUUUUAUUAACAAUUUUAUUGAUGUUGAAUUGUUGAAAAUAUGGUAUGUUGUAUUAAACGAUCUAUGGAGUUUUUGAUAAAAAUAUCAAAACGUGUAUCUUGAUUUAACAUUGCAGCAAAAGGCUUUUGGGUGACAGCGGCAAUAAAUACAGAAGCUUGCAAACGUAUUUAAACCCCUUAAACUGUUUGACCUUUUAACAUUUUAAAACCAAAAACU